AUUAUUUUCUUGUUUUUGGGGGUGUAUCUGUAACCUAAAGGGAAUAGAGAGAGUUGGGGAGCGAGGGCGCUCAGUCUCUUUACAGGAGGGGGUAGUGUUACGAGAGGACAAGAUCAUGAAAAUACCCAGACUGAGUCCCAGCGGAAGUGGAGGAUGACGUCGCGCUACGUCACCUCACCGACCGCCUGCUAAUUGGCUCGGGAGGAUGACGUCACACUACGUCACCUCGCCGGCCGCCUACCCUGGGGCUCGGGAGUAUCAUCUGACGUGUAGCAGCCCUGGGAUUGGUGGCGGAACAGUUUGGGAGACAGAGUGGCGGGAGAGCACUGGUGAGGGAAGGAAGCCCGUGCGUCGCCGACACUGCCUCCUGUACUUGUAUGUGCCUUUGUGAGCUGGAGCGAGGCGUCAAGAAGCCUUCCGAGGGUCGACAAGAGGCCCGGGGUGCCGAGCUACAGCAUAGGACUACUGUGUAGUGUGAGCAACGGAGAAUAGAGGGCCAGAAGCCGACAAGUGUGUUUUACUACUCGCCUUCUGAGGGGAGCCAGGGGAGAACACGGAGCGCUGCAGGGUAAGUUCACCGUCACGUAUGCAGGAAGCACCGGACCCUAAAAGUACUACCAUGGCUGCAAGAGCUCUUGUGUUUGUGACUGGAAAUGCCAAGAAGCUGGAGGAGGUUCGGGCCAUUCUUGGUGACUCAUUUCCUUUCAGAUUAGUAAGUCAGAAGAUUGACCUGCCAGAAUAUCAAGGUGAGGCAGAUGAGGUGAGCCGAAAAAAGUGUGAGGCAGCAGCAGAAUUGGUGAAGGGUCCUGUCAUCGUGGAAGACACCUGUCUUUGUUUUAAUGCUCUUGGAGGGCUGCCAGGUCCUUAUAUAAAAUGGUUUUUGGAAAAGCUGGGGCCUACAGGUCUUCAUAAAAUGCUUGCAGGUUUUGAGGAUAAGUCUGCUGAAGCAGUCUGCACAUUUGCAUAUUCUUCUGGAGAGCCAAAGGAGGAGGUGCUUCUCUUCCAUGGCAAAACUCUGGGUACAAUAGUUGAACCUCGCGGUGAUAACAACUUUGGAUGGGACCCUUGCUUUCAGCCCAAAGGUUUCAAUGAAACGUAUGCAGAGAUGGACAGUGCAAAAAAGAAUGGAAUCUCUCACCGCUUCCGAGCUGUUGAUGCUCUCAGGGAUUACUUUACUGGAGAGGAGGGUCGGAAGUUACUUGCGAAGAAGCUGAAAGUUGAGGAUAACAAUUGCAGUUAAUAUUUAGCUGUCUUAUGGUAUUGUAUUCUGUAUCCAACUAAAACCAGGUACUGUUUUGAAUUUUAUAAUUAAAGUAGGUGACCAUAAGAUGUUCACUGACUUUGGCUCAGUUGGAUAAUUCUCAUACAAAUGUUCCUAAAUGUAUGUGUAAACAGUUUCAAAAUAAACACUUACAUAUAUGCUGAAAAAAA
Scylla paramamosain (green mud crab) is the source of this 1431-nucleotide messenger RNA. RefSeq names its product inosine triphosphate pyrophosphatase-like. Gene Ontology annotation, cellular component: cytoplasm. Gene Ontology annotation, biological process: nucleoside triphosphate catabolic process. NCBI's taxonomy places the organism in Eukaryota, Metazoa, Arthropoda, Malacostraca, Decapoda, Portunidae. Bases 587 to 1240 code for a protein of 217 amino acids. The record is from RefSeq and is a predicted model, not a curated record. Gene Ontology annotation, molecular function: nucleoside triphosphate diphosphatase activity. The transcript is spliced from 6 exons.